Molecule: messenger RNA, 6610 nt
Organism: Physella acuta
Lineage: Eukaryota; Metazoa; Mollusca; Gastropoda; Physidae
Product: chitin synthase chs-2-like
Biological process (GO): chitin biosynthetic process
Cellular component (GO): cell periphery; cell septum
Molecular function (GO): chitin synthase activity
Source: RefSeq, a predicted model, not a curated record
UUCUUGUGGAGGCUGCUGAAUUUAGUGUCUUGCCUGACUCACUGGGCGGCCAUUGCCUUAUGGACGUACAGAGCCUACACCCACACAAGCUCCUGGACCAUGGUCAUCUUGUUGCCAGUUUCACUUGUCUUUGUCUCACUUGCCAGUUGGGACAACUAUUUCAUCUAUAAAAAUUCACCAAAAAAAGGAGAUGAUGGCUGUAGUGCACAGAUGAGGAAGUUUUUAAAGUUACUGACCAGAAGGACUAAAAUCUCCCUGUUGAUGAGCUUAUGGAAGAUUGGUUUUACAAUUGUUUACGCUGUCCUGUACUUCAGUGGGGGUGAUCAAGCAUGUGUGAAGACUAUAUUCUUGUUGCAAGAUUCCUCUAAAAACUGCUCAGUGUUUAAAGACCUUACUUUAUCCAAUGACGUGGAGAUUCUGGAUAUGCCAUACUGUAACACAUUGAUUCCCGUUUUCAUUGCUGUGUUUAGUGUUGUAGCCAGUAACGCUUGUUACAAGUUCAGUAAAUCUGCUUGUCAAGUUUUGCUGCAGACGACAAGUUUUGCCCUCCCCUUGUCCUUGGUAACACCUGUCACUUUUGGUAUUUUGUGCUUAAUGUACAAACACCCAGAAUAUUUACAGAAAUUUUUUGGAUGUGCCGUAUCCUGGUCUGAUGUGGGGACUGACAGUUCGCUAGCAGAAUACCUCAGCAACUUGCAGGAUAGAUACUGGAUCAUUGUGGGGGUGUUUGGCUACUUAUCAUUUCUCAUUGUCACAAACCAUGUCUGGACAUCCAAAGCUGAGAGGAUGGCAAGAACUGAGAAAUUGUUUGUUCAGCCUCUGUACUGUGGCAUUUUACUGGAACAAUCUAUCAUGGGCAACAGGCGUAGGUUUGAUAAUGAGCCAAAGGAGGAUAAGCAUAUCGCAAAGUGGAUGGAUGCUCCAUUUGGUGAAGAAUUUGUAAACCUAGAGGAGGCACGAUCUAAAUUAAGAGGGGAGAACACUCCCAUAAUUCAUGUCUGCGCCACCAUGUGGCAUGAAACGCAUAACGAAAUGAUUCAACUUUUGAAAUCCAUUUUAAGAUUAGAUGAGGACCAGAGUGCCAGAACAAAUGCUCAGCUUGGUUUUAAAAUAGAGGACCCGGAUUACUAUGAGCUGGAAGCUCACAUAUUUUUUGAUGAUGCGUUUAAACUCCAUCGUGAAAACGACACAAACUUCACUGUGAACAGUUUUGUUAAGGAAUUGGUGGCAGUGGUCAAUGUAGCAGUUAGCGCUGUCUACAACUCAGUGAUCAAACUGCCUCCACCCAAACGUUAUGAGACCCCUUAUGGUGGCAGGCUUCAAUGGAUACUACCAGGUGGCAACAAGCUGACGGCUCAUCUAAAAGACAAGAUGAAAAUUAGACACAGAAAAAGAUGGAGCCAGGUCAUGUACAUGUACUAUUUCCUGGGGUACCAACUUCUGUCCAGCAAUAAGAGCAGAAAAGAUAAAAGAAUUCAAGCAGACAACACAUUUAUUUUAGCUUUAGAUGGAGACAUUGACUUUCAGCCGGAUGCUGUAAAAAUUUUGGUCGACCGCAUGAAGAAAAACCCAGGGCUUGGUGCUGCCUGUGGGAGAAUUCACCCAGUUGGUGCAGGUCCCAUGGCGUGGUACCAGAAGUUUGAAUACGCCAUCAGCCACUGGCUACAGAAGUCCACAGAACAUAUGCUAGGGUGUGUCCUCUGUAGCCCCGGAUGCUUCAGCUUGUUCCGCGGCUCAGCCCUGAUGGAUGAUAAUGUGAUGAAACGCUACACCACGCCCCCUACAGAGGCCAGGCAUUACGUCCAGUAUGAUCAGGGUGAGGACAGGUGGUUGUGUACACUUCUGCUCCAGCAAGGCUACAGAGUUGAGUACUGCGCUGCCUCGGACAGCUACACGGUUGCACCUGAAGGCUUCAGUGAAUUUUAUAAUCAGCGCAGAAGAUGGACACCUUCAACUAUUGCAAAUAUUAUGGACUUACUCGAGAACUGGCGCAGUACAACCCAGAAUAACCCUGACAUUAAUAUUCUCUACAUUUUCUACCAGCUAGUCCUGCUAGCAUCAGGUAUGAUAACUCCUGGCACAAUUUUUCUGCUGAUCCUUGGAGCAAUCAACACGGCCUACCCAGAUAUCCCACUGUACGGAGCCCUACUCAUCAAUCUUAUACCUGUUGUCAUUUUUGUCAUUUUGUGCUUCAAAUCUAAUUCUAAAACUCAGUUGGCGUAUGCUGCCAUCAUAUCCUUGGUCUACUCCAUGCUGAUGAUGCUGGUCCUGGUGGGGCUGAUCAAGCAAGCUGCCACCUACGGCUUUUGUUCCGUCUCCACCAUCUUCCUUGUCACAGUCAUCAGUAUAUUUGUUGCUACAGCCCUUCUUCAUCCUAUGGAGUUUACAUGUCUGCUGCAUGGGUUUCUCUACUUCCUCUGCAUCCCAUCAACCUCCAUGCUGCUCAUCAUCUACUCCCUGGCCAACCUCCACGUUGUCUCCUGGGGCACCAGGGAAGUUCCCCAGGAACAAGCUCCAGCUCCUGAUCCAGGCCAAGACACAGAGAAGGGCUCAAAGCUGUUGGAAACCUUGACUGGGAACAAGAACAAUGCGUCUGCUUACAGCAUUUCCUUUGGUGACCUGUUCAGCUGUUUGUGCUGUCCUCGUAAGCAAGUCAACGAGUCUGAACUUAAGCUGCAAGCCAUCUUAGACAGGGUGGACAGCCUAGAGAAGAAACUCACAGGAUCCCCACACAAUAAGCUGCACAAACAACUGAGUUUCUCCAGUAACUUGAAGGGAGACAAUCCAGAUGGUACUAAUGAAGCUGAUGAAAUUGAUCGGCUACAAGAAAACAAACAGAGCAAGAUUACCUCCCCUUCCAAGUGGAUUGAUGAUGAAGACCUGGGCAAAGGUCAGGAAGAAAAACUGGACGAGAACGAGACUGAAUUUUGGACGACAUUCAUAGAAAAUUAUCUCAAGCCCCUGGAUACAAACCAAGCCCAUGAGGAGCAGGUGCAGAAGGAACUUCUAAAGCUCAGAAAUAAGUCGUGCUUGGCUUUCUUCAUCAUAAAUAUUCUAUUUAUAAUCCUGGUCUACACACUACAGACAAUAUCAGAGUACACAACAAACCUCUCCAUCAAGAUUCCAUGUGAGAUGGCUGGAUUCAAAGGAGAGAAAAUUGAGCCUAUUAGUGUGGCCUUCACCUUGGUAUUUGGGAUUAUGCUGACCUUGCAGUUUAUUGCCAUGCUGUUUCACCGCUACUCCACGAUGUUGCAUGUCAUUGCCAUCACUAACCUCAAGAAACCUAGCAAGAAGACUGGAAAAGACAAAGACAGUAGCGCACCCAGCCCAGAGGAAGCAGUCAGUCUGGCUAAAAAAAUGCAGGCGCCAAGUUCUGAUGGUGACACAAACUCUCUGGCGCCUACCAUUUCUGGUGAUGUCAGUGAAGAUGACAUUAGUGAAGAUGACAUUAGUGAUGAUGACACUAGAGACAUAAAGAAAACAUCAGAAACACCACCUGGCACUAUGAUCAGAAAAAAGAGCUACAGUGUUUUAAACCGCAUCAACUCCAGGAAACAUGUGGUCAAGGGCCCUCAGUCCUUGUCUAGAAACUUCCUAAAGCGGUACAACAAGCUGGCAAUACAACUACAUGAUUCAUCAACAGAUGAGAUUCAAGUGGAAUCUAUGGUCAACAAAGACAUUUUUAAAGGCUUUGAGAAAGAGAAUCUGUCCACCAUUGCCAAGCUGAGCCGCCACAAAGAGAUGAAGGAGCACAUUCUCAAGAGAUCUCACGACCUCAAGGGGAAGGUGCAGAAUGUCUUCGACCUGAUGAAAACAAAUCGAAAAAUGCUGCACAGAUCCUCGGCACCAAGCGCGCUGUCUGCCAUCCGGCGCUAUGAAGAUGGGUCAAGGUCACAGGUCGAGGCAGACGGCCAGGUCCCUAGAAUCAGGUCACAGAUUGAGGCAGACGGCCAGGUCCCUAGAAUCAGGUCACAGAUUGAGGCAGACGGCCAGGUCCCUAGAAUCAGGUCACAGGUUGAGGCAGACGGCCAGAUUCCUAGAAUCAGGUCACAGGUCGAGGCAGACGGCCAGAUUCCUAGAAUCAGGUCACAGAUUGAGACACGUGUCCAGAUAGAACGUGAAGCUGAAUCAGAGUGGACAGUUGGUCCACAACCCCGCCCACAACCCCGCCCACAACACACAGAGCCCCGCCCACAAGGUGUGUCGAGCAGGGAGGAAAAUAACACAGGCAGCUAUGACAUUGAGCUCGUAGAAUUAAAAUCAAGUCCCAGUGAAACCAGUGAUGGAUUUUUGUUAAGUGAGGCCCUCUAGCUGCCAAAUGGUUAAUUUUAAAAAUGUGUGGCUGCUAAAGGGUUAAUUUUUAGAAUUUGUGGUUGUAAAGAGUUAAUUUUUAACAUUUGCAGUGGCAAAAUUUACUGCUAAAAUUCAUAUAUGCUAAAGUUCGUAUAUGCUGAAGUAUUGAUUGAUUUUUAACAGCUGCAAAAAAAAAAUAGUCAAAAUGUUCAGCUGCUAAAGUGUUAACUACUAGAACAUUUAGCUAUUGAAGAGUUAACUGUAUGUUUGGCUAUAGCUGCCUCAUAUGAUGACUUGCCACAAUGUACAUAAACCUCAUUGUAUUCACUGUUUUAGUGCUGAACUUCUCAACUGACAUAAUGUUUGUGGAAUUACCAUUCACGUGAUAAUGCUUAUAUUAUGUAGACAACAAUAUAUCUUUACUGACAUAAUGUUUGUGGAAUUACCAUUCAUGUGAUAAUGCUUACAUUAUGUAGACAACGCUAUAUCUUUACUGACAUAAUGUUUGUGGAAUUACCAUUCAUGUGAUAAUGCUUAUAUUAUGUAGACAACGCUACAUCUCUACUGACAUAAUGUUUGUGGAAUGAGAUAAAAUUGCAUUGUAAUUAUUGACAUGAAUUAAUUAUUUUAGUGCUGUAUAAUAAAUUAAUUUUAUAACGACAAAGUUUAUAUAAACCUUGGGAUCAAGACCAGCCAAUGGGUAGAGAGGUUGUUCUGGUCAAGAUAUAAACAUUUGUCCAGUCUUGUAAAGUAGGUUUGAUUAGAGAGGUUGUUCUGGUCUAGAUAUAAACAUUUGUCCAGUCUUGUAAAGUAGGUUUGAUUAGAGAGGUUGUUCUGGUCAAGAUAUAAACAUUUGACCAGUCUUGUAAAGUAGGUUUGAUUAGAGAGGUUGUUCUGGUCAAGAUAUAAACAUUUGACCAGCCAAUGGGUAGAGAGGUUGUUCUGGUCAAGAUAUAAACAUUUGACCAGCCUUGUAAAGUAGGUUUGAUUAGAGAGGUUGUUCUGGUCAAGAUAUAAAUAUUUGACCAGCCUUGUAAAGUAGGUUUGAUUAGAGAGGUUGUUCUGGUCCAGAUAUAAACAUUUGUCCAGUCAUGUAAAGUAGGUUUCUCAUGGAUGGAGAACUUCACCUCACAUAUCAGAAGGUUUAAAUUGUUUUCAUUUUACACAAAAAUUGUAAAAAAAAUUCACUUGAAAUUAUCUAUAGCAAAAUGUCUGAAAAGUUUCAUUUAACUGAUGCGGUAGUUGUAGUAGGUUGUGAAUUACUACUCAGGGUUUGGAAAUAUUUAAUAGCAUUAUAUUUUGUUGUAUAAACUUAGAUUAAAUCUUGUAAAAAAAACUUUUGUAAAAAAUAUGUAACAUUAUUACUGUGUAUACUUUUGUUGAUUCAAGGUUGGCUACUGACAUGAUUUUGUUUUAUUCGCUUUAUAGAUUUUAUACCCCAUAAUGUAUGGUCAACUAAAUGUAUUGAAUCCAUAUGCAUGUCUCCUUACUCAUAUUUUAGGUGCUACAUACAAAAACCUACCCUCACGUGAGUUAUGAUCUAGCUCACUAAGCCUCGUAGGCCUAUAUAUAGCUCACUGCGGUAUAACAUUUGCAGGCAAGUCAAGGUUUAACCCCCAACCCCUGUACAUUUUAUUUUACACAACUAAAGGGAAAAAUUAUUUACAGGUAAGGGAAACAAUUUAGCAACAAAUUAAUGAAUCAUUUUAUAGAUUAUUUCCCUUAGGUUAAACAAGCAUUUGGGGGGGGGGAGGGGUGUGAGAAGCGUAGGUGGUGGGAAUGGGAUUUUUUUUGGUUUAAAAUAAUUUACAAGUCUACAGACCCACCCCUCCCUUUAACAUGAAACUAGUUGUGUUAAAAAGUGGGACUGUCAGUCGGACGACGAGACCCAUAAGCUAGACAUACACACACAUACACGCCAAUUAAUAUGGCAGGUUUUUAACAAUCUAUUGUUAUUUGUGAAAACAUGAAAAUAAUUUGUGUGUGAUUAUGAAUUCUGCUCUUUAUGCGGAGUCAAUGAUCAACAUAUAAAGAUGGGAGAAUGACUAGCCUACCAGGACAAUUAUAAAACAAGAAAAUCGAUGCAAUAAACAAUAUUUUUAAACUAUGAAGUGUACCCCAAGCAUUUCUAAACAUGAUUUUUAGGUCUACACUUUUAUACGUUUUUUAAAUAUAAUCUUUGCAGUUGUAUGUCUGAUCAAAUGCUUUCAGUUAUUAUAUGCCUUUUUAUCCACUUGGAGGGGAAUGAGAGGUUACAGGAAGGAAAGUGGGUUGCUACCUAGAGGAUGUUUCUUAAAUACAAAAGUACCUACAACAC